Messenger RNA from Pyrus x bretschneideri (Chinese white pear), 460 nucleotides. RefSeq lists its product as uncharacterized. The annotation marks the transcript as partial. The transcript has a single exon. Lineage: Eukaryota; Viridiplantae; Streptophyta; Magnoliopsida; Rosales; Rosaceae. The record is from RefSeq and is a predicted model, not a curated record.
AAGGAUCGAUCUCAGAACGAACCGGCAUACCCAGAUCGGAUUUCAGUCAGAUUCAGCCGACCCAGCAACAGAGAGGCCGGCCUGCUCGAUCUCGAGCCGUUCGAGGGCUUUCUGGUGGGCCCAAGUCUCGAUGGUGAGAUCGGGCUUAGCGUUGAGGCCGACGCCGAGGAUGACGAUGGUGAGGAAGCUGGUGACGUAGCAGGGGAGCUCCCAGUCCUCCCAUUUACGAGACUGACCUGGGGGGAGCGGGGUCCGAUUGAAGAGGUAGCCUUUGGGUCGUUCCUCGUGGCCCGGGCUGGUCCACCGGCUCGGACCGGUGGCUGAGCCGCCGCGGGUUCGGAGUGCCUGGACGAGGCGCUGGCGGAGCAUUGUGGAGGCGGGUAUGGUGAAGACCUUUGCUCCCAGCUCGAAAGGGGGAGAGAGGAUGAGAGAGAGAGGAAAGGAGUGGAGUGAGCGAGCU